AAAAAAAGUGCCAUUACUCAUUUUCCCUCGAGCAAUUAGUCCCAAAUUGAUUUCUCCAUUAAUUAAUUAUAAAUUUCAUGAUUACGACUACUAUAGUAGCAUUUUGUUUGCGAUCCCUAUGCAUUUGCGAUAUGCAUGUCGAAUCUUCUCCGAUCCGUCGCAUAUAUGGCGAGUACAGGAAGACUAGUCUCCCUGGGCAAGCAACUGAACUAGGGGAAAUUCUAGGGAAUCCCGCUAUUCAUUGCUGCAGCCGGUGGCUGGCAGUAUGGUCGCGGUCGGCUUUCGCUUUUGUUGCCGGCGGGUUUGUUUACACGUUGAUGGCCUUAUAGGAGCCCAAAGAGAGAUGUUCUCGGCCGGAUGCCUUUGUUCCGUAUUCUACCGUACAAGUGCAAGCAGUGAUAACCGACACGAGAAAAAGUUACCUUAAUACUAUAUUAGAGUUUAAAAUUCGAUUUACUUCAAGUACAACAACGAUAGUAUUUGUGUUAAAAGAUUCUGUACAUUAAAAAUGGACAGCACUAGCCCAAACGCCGAUUUCUCAAAUCGACCUUCCUCACUUGACGUUUUGAUUAUUUGGGAAACGCACGAAUUUCACUUUCAUGUUUUUGUGACAAACGAUUGCACUGAUAUUCGUGGGAUCAUGACAGAUGAUGAUUCUAUUGAUGCAAUACAGAAUUUAACGUCAGAAAUGAAGUUAUAUUACAACAUUGAGGAGUCUGAGGCGUUUUCCGUUGUCGAAGGAGAAUAUUAUGCAGUAUUUGAUGACGAAUGGCAUCGAGUUCAAUGUACAAGUUAUGAUUCAAAGAAACAAUUAGCAACAGUUCUUUUCAUAGAUAGAGGUGAUGAAGACGAUUUUACUCUUGACAACCUACAUCUUCUUCCAUCAAAGUUUCGUGAUUUACCUGCGCAACAUUUCAAACUGUCAUUGAACGACUUGGAAAUAUUUAGAUAUUGUGAAGAGAUACAAGAUAUUUUAGAUGAUUUAUUGCAUGACAAAGAUGUUUAUGUUAGAGUAGUUAAGUUUCAACAAGAUAAAAGUGUUACAAGUUUAUUAGCAGAAAUGAUACUUGAUAAAGACACGGAAAAAGAAGUUAAUAUAAAUGAAUUUCUUCUUGAAAAAGUAUUUGAGUUAGUUGUUGAUCCAAAAAUAUUCAUAGGGAUUGAUAAAGUUGCACAGCAAGCUCACAUCUCGUUCGUAAGUCAGGAACAGAUAUACAUGCAGAUUGAAUUAAAAGGAUUAGUAUAUCUUCAUGCUCUUAUGAAUGAUUUGACAAAUAAUUAUUUGAAUAACAGCGAUUACAAACAUAAGCUUGUCUCUAAGUUUGAUCUUACAAAAUUGUAUGUAACAAAGAGCCCCAGAGAUAACAAUUGGUAUAGGGUCAAAGUAAUUGAAAUAAAAAAUGAAUUUGAAGCCUUAGUGAAGUUUGUUGAUAUAGGUGACACAUUGCUUGUCAGAAGAAGAAACUUGAUUUUAUUAGAAAACCUAUCAAAAUUGUUAGCUUUGUACCCUGAACAGGCUGUAGAAGUCAAAUUGCAUAAGAUCUCUCCAUUUUUAUUUGAUGAAAAAUUGGCAAACAAACUGCGUAAAUUAGCAUUACCUGCGGAUAUACUUUAUACCAAAGUUGUUGGAGAGCUCAAUGGUAUUCCUAUCGUACAAUUUUGUAAAAGAACAGAGAACAAUUAUCUUAUUUCUAUCAAUGAUGCUUUGGUUAUUGAGCCACCUACUAUGUAUCUAGAAGACAAAACUGUAUCUGUCGUGGAUACUUUUAAUUCACGAUUUAGUUUCCCUUUAAAAACUCCAUACAUACCAGCGAUUGAUUCUUCUUUUGACGUAUUUGUAACAAUGGUAGCACAUCCAGAAGAUUUCACCGUACAACCGCUAUGCAGCCGCUACAAAUUCAAACAAAUGAUGGCGGAUUUAUUAGAUGUUUGUGAAUCAUUUAGUGGGCCACAUCUUACACCGAAUUGUGUAAAAGUUGGUUAUUUAUAUGCUGCUUUAGAAGAAGAAGAUGAUUCAUGGUAUAGAGCUUAUGUAUAUAAGAUUAUAAGUAAAACACAAUUUGGAGUUUAUGCAUGUGAUUAUGGUGACUAUAGAAUAGUGACAUUGAAAAACAUGCAACCCUUACAAGAAGGAUUUUGUGAUUUACCUUAUCAAGCAAUCAAAGCUAAAUUAGUUGGUAUUUCAUCUGACGUCAAAAAUAAUUGGACUGAUAACGAUACAUUGAGAUUUAUGGCUCUUAUUCAAUCCAAAAAUCUUGUAGCCAUCGUGAAGAACCUAGAAAUCAACACUGCAGUUGUUAAAGGUAUUGUGCUUAGCGUAGAUUUAGUUGAUACAAGUGAAGAUGAAGAUAUUGACAUGGCCGAUUUUUUUAAUAAGAAAAAAGAAAUUUAAAAGUUUAAUUUCUUACAUUAUUUUUUGUUAAUUUUUUAUCUUCUGACAACAAAUGAAAUCAUCAUUGGCAUUCAUGUCUUUUUUGUGAACUGUUUCAAGUGUGUGUGUUUUUUAUGCAGGACAUGCGUUUUUUACUUAAAAUUAAUAAUACUCCUAUUUUGUGAUUGCUUAUUUUAUAAUGCGAUUUUUCUGUAAUACAUAAUAUGCAAGUGUAAAAUUGUGCGUUAUGGGGAAGAAAAUUACCGGAAACGUGUAUAGUCAAAUUUAUUUACCGUUUACCAUUUGACGAUAAAACAGUGCACUCAUGUUCGUUGCCCAAAAUGUUGCGUAAUCAAAUGCGUUCUUUGUGUUCAGCUUUAUAAAUUAUAUUGACAUAAUAAUAGAUAAAUACUCCAAGUAUUUACCCAUUUUAAAGUUAAAUUAGAUUUUUAUUUAGCUCAUGAGAAUUAUAAUGUCAAUUACGAAUGUUGAUCGUUGAGCCAAAAUUGUAACCUAACCUCAACAGACAAUAAAAGUGUGUCACACCAUAAAAA
Molecule: messenger RNA, 2925 nt
Organism: Nasonia vitripennis (jewel wasp)
Lineage: Eukaryota; Metazoa; Arthropoda; Insecta; Hymenoptera; Pteromalidae
Product: tudor domain-containing protein 7-like
Exons: 9
Coding region: 509-2392 (627 amino acids)
Biological process (GO): spermatogenesis
Source: RefSeq, a predicted model, not a curated record